GGUGCGCGGACGCGCGAGGGGGCGGGGUGCUGAUGGGGGUCAUGUACACGCGGGGGCGCUGAUUGGGGGUCGUGUGCACGUGGAGGACGCUGGUGGGGGUCGUGUGCACUCGCGGGGCGCUGGUGGGGGUCGUGUGCACGCGAGGAGGUCUGGUGGGCCGCAGCGCUGUGAUAGUGUGUAAUGGAGCCGAGGCGCCCAGGGAGCUGAUGAUGAUUGUGCUCCUUCUCCACCCGCAGACUGUGCGAAGCCCCAGGGAAGAUGGUGGAAAACUCCCCGUCGCCAUUGCCAGAAAGGGCGAUUUAUGGCUUUGUUCUUUUCUUAAGCUCUCAGUUUGGCUUCACACUUCCAGGAUGUAGUCAAAGAUCCAUUAACCAACCCUGUUCAACACUAGAGACAUGAAGCAGAAGCCAGCGCAUCAAGAUUCUCUGUGUCUCAGACUUCUGACAUACAAAGCUGUAGAACACAUAAUAUGCUUUAUCUUGUGUGGGCUUUCGUUCCUGAAUCAUGGUUGAACUCCUUAGGCUUAACCUAUUGGCCUCAAAAAUACUGGGCGGUGGCAUUACCUGUCUACCUGCUUAUUGCUGUCCUAAUGGGCUAUGUACUCUUAUUUGGAAUCAACCUAAUGAGCACCUCUUCACUCAGCUCCAUUCAUACAAUCACAGAUAGCUAUGCUAAAAAUCAGCAACAGAAGAACUACCAAGAAGAUGCCAUCCCAGCAUUAAGAGAUAUUCCUAUUAGUGACGUCAACAAAAUGUUCUUUCUUGAAGCCAAACAACUUUAUACCCAAAACUGUGUGUAAACAUCUGAAGACCAAAUAUUUGUAAGUUUGGGGCUGAAUAAUUUUGAACAUAAUUAUAUUGACUAUCUUCUUAAUAUCCAAAACAUGAAACUGAUCUCUUACUGAGUUCAGUUAAUAUUGUGAAUGUUUCCAAGCAUGAGUUUUUAAUGGAAAAAAUAAAUGAAAUGCCACAUUAAACUAUA
This is a messenger RNA of Nannospalax galili (Upper Galilee mountains blind mole rat), 981 nucleotides long. RefSeq names its product phosphatidylinositol glycan anchor biosynthesis class P (gene Pigp). The coding region runs from base 470 to 799 and encodes 109 amino acids. Gene Ontology annotation, biological process: GPI anchor biosynthetic process. The record is from RefSeq and is a predicted model, not a curated record. The transcript has 5 exons. Gene Ontology annotation, molecular function: phosphatidylinositol N-acetylglucosaminyltransferase activity. Lineage: Eukaryota; Metazoa; Chordata; Mammalia; Rodentia; Spalacidae.